AUGAAGCUUACCGUCGGGCUCAUCACCGCCCUCGUCGGGUGUGCUGCUGCAGCACAGCAAUCCGCCGAAGUAUUCAUCGUGCCCGCCCGCGAUGCCUCGUCGCCCUCGAUUACCCCCAGUCUCGCCAGGCUACUGCUUUUGCAACAACUUGCUCCUGAGGGUCGGGGCUUGUCCCUGAACGAUAUCCCCAAUGGCGUCGAUGUUGACCACGCUGUUUCUCUUAUCAACCGCUUUGGAAAAGCUACUCCUCCUCUCUUCUCAGCUGGCGAAUCCAAUGCACCCAGUCAGCUCGUUCUGAUGCUGGACAGUAUGAACGACAAGCAAAUGAAAGACCUUCGUAAAGCACUCGGCAUGAAACCUUCAUUUACGAUUGCGGACCCGCCCGCUGAUAAAGCGCAUCGAGAUCUGAUGGAGCUGGACUUCUACAGGGCUGGGGUUGUCGAUGGAAGCAAAUGCUCUGUUCAACAGCUGGCUAACCCACUGGAGAAAUGCUGGGGAGGCAAGCGUUCUGCUGCGGCGAAAUUCAGCGUCAAGGAGAACCCCGAAGUUCUCAACCUUGUAUCGAAACAAAUCAAGCAGCUUCUCCAACUUGCUAAAUCCGGAGAACUUCACACCACUAUCGUUGCUCUGCCAUCUUCCAAGAGCUCUGGCAAGUGGUUAGACGAGCAGCAACAAGAGCUGCGUCGCCGCCAAGCCGAACAGGUCAUUUCCUUCGAUAAACCAGAACCGAGCGCAGAGCCGACGUCCUCGCCUAAACCCGGCCCGAUCUUUGAUCCUAACGAACGCAUCAGAGCUUGUUAUGACGCCAAGGAAACCUGCAUGGAGAAAACUCGCAAUUGUUCUUCGCACGGUGAGUGCUUAGACAAGUACGCCAAUUCGGAUGGAUCUACGAACAAAAAGCCUUGCUUUGUUUGCCACUGCCAGAGUACACGAAGUAAGUCUGGAAGUGUGACGCACUGGGCUGGUCCGACAUGUUUCAAGAAAGAUGUCAGUGUUGCGUUUUGGCUCUUUGCUGGCUUCACCCUUGCCUUGGUUGGUAUUCUCUACCUGGCUAUCAGCAUUUUGUUCGGUGUUGGUGAGGAGAAGCUCCCCGGUGUGAUUGGAGCUGGUGUUUCGCGGUCUAAAUAG
Pochonia chlamydosporia 170 is the source of this 1128-nucleotide messenger RNA. RefSeq names its product arsenate reductase. Gene Ontology annotation, cellular component: endoplasmic reticulum. The coding region runs from base 1 to 1128 and encodes 375 amino acids. NCBI's taxonomy places the organism in Eukaryota, Fungi, Ascomycota, Sordariomycetes, Hypocreales, Clavicipitaceae. The record is from RefSeq and is a predicted model, not a curated record. The transcript is spliced from 2 exons.